Molecule: messenger RNA, 2089 nt
Organism: Acanthopagrus latus (yellowfin seabream)
Lineage: Eukaryota; Metazoa; Chordata; Actinopteri; Spariformes; Sparidae
Gene: opn8c
Product: opsin 8, group member c
Exons: 4
Coding region: 23-1255 (410 amino acids)
Biological process (GO): G protein-coupled receptor signaling pathway
Cellular component (GO): membrane
Molecular function (GO): G protein-coupled receptor activity
Source: RefSeq, a predicted model, not a curated record
GGAACAGGAACAGCUCCAACCAAUGCCUCUGAACUCCUCUGAUCACAACCGGACCAUCUCUGUGUUCACCUCCAAACUGAGCCCAGCUGCUGACAUAUGCGUGGGGCUGACCAUCCUCUCUGUCGUUCUGCUCUCCCUUCUGGGCAAUGGGCUAGUUCUGGUCAUUUGUUACCGCAGGCGGAAGAAGAUGGUGAGCUCUGAGCUGCUGUGCGUCAACCUGGCCGUGGUCGACUUCUUCUGCUGCAUCUGCUUCUACCCGCUCUCCAUCCUCUCCUCCUUCCACCACGCGUGGCUGGGAGAAAACGUCACGUGCGUUUACUACGGCCUUGGCUGCUACAUCUUCGGCCUGUGCGGCAUGUUUACCAUCACGGCCAUCAGCAUCAUCCGCUACCUGAAGACGUGCUACAGCUUGGUUUACGCUGUGUGGCUGGAAGGAGCCAACAUGCGCAUAGCGUGUGCCGUCUGGCUCGUGGCUGCCGUGUGGUCCAGCUUCCCUCUGUUCGGCUGGGGCGAGUACGUCCCCGAGCCCUAUGGGCUGUCGUGCACCAUCGCCUGGAGGGGUUACCACACCUCAGCCAAGGAUGCCUUCUACGUCAUCUGCUCCUUCGCCUGCUUCACGCUGGUCCCCGUCGUCCUCAUCGUGGUGUCUCAGUGUCGGAUCAUCUACAAGGUGUCCCGCUUCUCCGACUCGCUGUCCGCGAGAGGCAUCCGCAACAACCUGCGAUACGCCGAGAAGCGUCUCUCCAUGAUGUUCUUCUGCAUCAGCCUUGGUUUUGUGAUUGCCUGGGCACCGUACGCUGUCGUGUCCUUCCUCUUCAUUUUCCACAAGGAGCACCAUUACAUGGCUCCUGAGGGCUUUGUGUUCCCGGCCCUCUUCGCCAAAAGCUCCCACAUCUACAACCCCUUCAUCUACUUCUACUUUAACAAGACUUUUCAGAGGGAGGUUCGCUGCCUGCUCCUCUCUGUCUGGCCUAAGCUGGGGGGAAAUCGAGUGGGUGUCCACAUCAGCGCAGGCCACCAAGUCCCGUCCCAUCCCAUCCACAUUCAGCUUCAGGAGAGAGGCUGCGUCCAAAAGAAGAACUUCAGCUUGUCUCAGGACAGACCUCAAGGCAAGAGCAAAGGCAAGGCAGCGCACACCAGCAGCAACCCUGCCCGCAGCAGGCCGGUGUACACCUGCUGGGGAUCCACCUCAAAGAACGCCCCCUCACUCGUGGACACUAAACCUGCCAAACACUCCCUGCCUGUCUCUAUAUGAACCCUGCCUAUCACCGAAAAUACUGUUACAAGUCAGAUCUAGGAUUUAAAGGCAGUGUGGACAACCAAAAAGUUAACCAAAAAGUCUGGGGUCCUUUACUGUUUCAUUGAAAAAAAAUCAGCCAGGGUCAAAUUUUUUUAAUCAUGAAAGUUACAUUUUCUGCUAUUUGCUUUUUGGUUUGGGUAGCUAGCUUAGCAGCCUGCAUUGAUACAGCAUUAUGCUCAUAAGUAAUAACUAGUAGCUGAAUUUCAAGGCUUGUCCUUUGUCAAACAGCUCAAAUGGUCCUCAUGGUGUUAUCCUUGUCACAUAAUGUGGUUGCAUUAUGCAGAAACAAUCUACUUGCUGUUUAUGAGCUGUAGUACGUAGUCUCCCUUGUAAAUACACCAACCUCUUCGGACCUCUUCACAUCUUGCUGUUGCUCAUCUGGAACCGGUCUGACACUGGUCCCUCUUCAGACUGGUCCCUGUCCAUACUGUCCAGCCCAAAGACACUUCAUCUAUUACAAACCGAAGAGGUUGGUGCGUUCGAGGGGGAAACUACAGCACACGAUCCACUUCAUCAGCUCCAUGGCUAGCUUUUUGUUUCACCAAACAACUGCUGCUUGCGUGCCUUGUCAUUUCUGACGAGUCAUACUUACAACUGCAACUGAUUUUUCUUUGAGCUCGAAUAUAUCCGGCACUAAAUAAUACAGAAGUGCCUGAACACCAAACGAUGUGAAUGCCCCACAUCUUCCAAAGACUGUAGUUCAGUGUAAUGAAACCCAGAUCUAUUGGGUUUGUAGCCAUGUUAUCACUGCACAUCAUAAUAAAGCACACACAACCAACUCUGUCAUCA